This is a messenger RNA of Rotaria sp. Silwood2, 429 nucleotides long. The record is from the annotation of a GenBank genome assembly. NCBI's taxonomy places the organism in Eukaryota, Metazoa, Rotifera, Eurotatoria, Philodinida, Philodinidae.
AUGGCUAUUGCAGCUAGUCUUAACUCUAAUGCAUCUAAUGAAUAUUCUGAAAUAUAUUUAGUAUUAACAUCCUGUGUAACGCAAGGUCUUGGUUGGCUUCUCGAUCCAUUUAUUUCAAUCGUUGGUCCGAAAGCUGGUGAAGUGUUAGGAUUACUUUUUGUUAUCUUUAAUGGCUUAGAAGGUGUUUGGAUUAUAAUGUUGUAUAUUAUUGCUCGAAAAAAACAUAUGGAUGAAACCAUGCGUGGCAAAUGCAAUGGCAUACCACUCAAAAAGAUUAGAGCGCGAAAAUCUAAACUAAAUGUUUCAAAUACUAAUAGUAGACCUUCAAAAUUGCAUAAUUUUAAAAGUGAUCUACAACAUAAUUUAUUUGCUGACUUGGCAGAAAUAAUUGUAAUUCGUUACGGCGAUGCUGCCGAUGACAACAGUUAA